AUGGUUAACUCUACAUUGGUACGUAAUCGAUUGCUGUUUGAAAAAUUAUCAUAUGAUCGUGAGUUUUUAAAACAAGAGGCUCAAGAGUUGUGUGGUAAGUUGACGGAAGAGCAAAGAUCGAUCUACAAUAUUGUGCUAGAUGACGUUUCCAGUAACCUGGGUGGUUUGUUUUUUGUUUAUGGUUACGGUGGUACUAGGAAAACAUUCAUGUGGCGAGCAUUAUCAUCUACAUUGCGGUCAAAGGGCCAGGUUGUUUUGAAUGUUGCAUCAAGUGGUAUAGCUUCAUUAUUGUUGCCUGGUGGACGAACUGCACACUCAAGUUGCAGGGUAAUGAAGCUCACACAGAAUUUGCGACUAAGCAAUGUCGAAAACCCCGACGAACGCCAUAUCGCCAAACAGUUUGCAGAUUGGAUUGCUACAAUAGGCGAUGGCAAGAUUGGUGGCCAUAUUGAUGGUUAUGCUGAAGUAGAAAUACCUAGGGAUAUGUUACUACCUUCCAAUGGUGACCAUAUUGAAACCAUUGUUCGGAGUAGAUUUCCGAUGUUUGCACAUGGUAAUUCUAAUGCGAGUUAUCUUCAAGACCGUGCUAUUCUGGCACCUACACUGGAUGUAGUUAACUCAGUUAAUGAGUAUAUGAGUGACCUGCAUACGGCUGAAAGUAGAACAUAUUUUAGUUGCGACACAGUAUGCAAAGCGGAUACAGGUAGUGGAAUAAUGGGUGAUGUCCACACACCUGAGUUUUUGAACGGCAUUAGAGCUUCAGGUAUCCCAAACCAUGCAUUGACUAUAAAAAUUGGGUCCCCAGUAAUGUUAUUAAGAAAUAUUGAUCACUCAGUUGGAUUGUGUAAUGGUACGCGGUUGGUAAUCACCAAGUUAGCAGACCGUGCAAUUGAAGCUGAAUUAAUAGAUGGUACUAACAAAGGUGCAAAAGUGUUGAUACCCAGAAUGUCAAUGUCACCCUCAGACACAAGAUUACCAUUCAAGUUUCAACGGCGACAAUUCCCACUAAUGUUAGCAUAUGCAAUGACUAUUAACAAAAGUCAAGGUCAAACACUGUCACAUGUAGGUUUGCUACUAAAAAAACCGGUUUUUGUGCAUGGUCAAUUGUACGUUACUGCAUCUCGAGUUAACAACCCAAGUGGGCUUAAAAUAUUGAUUGCCAACGACUCAAGGACAACUGCUACAUCAACAACCAACCUAAGAGGUCGAAUGUAUCGCAACGUGAACGUGACUACUGCCUCACAGAGUUGUGUUAGCGAGGAUAAUUUCGUUUCUCCACCUUUGGCCUUCCUUCAAAGGCUGCAAGAUGACCCACUGUGGAAUGAAUGCCCCUGA
Messenger RNA from Ipomoea nil (Japanese morning glory), 1335 nucleotides. RefSeq lists its product as uncharacterized. Bases 1 to 1335 code for a protein of 444 amino acids. The transcript is spliced from 3 exons. Gene Ontology annotation, molecular function: DNA helicase activity. Gene Ontology annotation, biological process: DNA repair; telomere maintenance. The record is from RefSeq and is a predicted model, not a curated record. Lineage: Eukaryota; Viridiplantae; Streptophyta; Magnoliopsida; Solanales; Convolvulaceae.